Trichomonas vaginalis G3 is the source of this 1764-nucleotide messenger RNA. RefSeq names its product bifunctional inhibitor/lipid-transfer protein/seed storage 2s albumin superfamily protein family. Lineage: Eukaryota; Parabasalia; Trichomonadida; Trichomonadidae. The record is from RefSeq and is a predicted model, not a curated record. The coding region runs from base 1 to 1764 and encodes 587 amino acids. The transcript has a single exon.
AUGAAGCUUUAUUUUUCAUCUAUAGCUAUUUCUAAUGGCGCAUAUUUCAGCAAUAACUAUGCAUUUGGCACAGGUGUUGCUGCAGGAUCAGGAGGUGCCAUUUUUAUCUCCUAUUCGACAUUAACUUCAACAGGUACAUCUCAAAUCACAUUCUAUCAAAAUGAAGCUGGCCUUGGUGGCGCUUUUUGCGCUUUAGCAUCUCCAGUUUUACUAAACAAUAUAUACUUCAAUGAUAAUAAAGCAUACAAAUUUGGUGGUGCCCUCUACUACCAAGGAGCAUUAAAACAAGGUGCAGCUGAUCUUGAUAGUGCCCAUGUCCUUAUUCUCAAAGAAGUCAUAUUUAGAAAUAAUGAUGGUGUCGAAUAUGGUGGAGCCAUAUGUUUUUCAUCAGCUGCCGAUGCCUACUUUGAUGGAUGCACCAUCGAAUCUAAUACAGCAUCAUUCGCAGGCGCUGGUUUGUAUUCAUUUAAUUCAGAUGUGGUCAAGAUUUUCAAUACAAAAUUUAUCUCUAACAAACUAUCUCCCAAAAAAUUUAGACAAUCUGAUGGUACGGUUCCCAAAAUUAACAACAAUUUUGUAUUAGAUCUUAAUAAAUAUAACCCACGCUUUAGGUCUAGAGGUGGUGGUGCCAUUUGUUUUGUUUCUGAUAACAAAAAAGGUAUUUUGCCAAGCAUGCAAACCACAUCUAACAAGAAAAGGUUCAUAAAUACCAUGAAGUGUUGUUUUAAGUCAAAUACAGCCGGUUCUUAUGCUACAAGCUUUGGCGGUGGUCCUGGUCAUGAUGUCGUGCUCGAUGGCUUUGUACACUACAUCUCAAUGGAAGAUGCAAUUCAAGGAUACACGGAAACGAACAAGAAUCUCUUCAUCUCUCACACCUGCAAGAGCUGGAAUACAGAUACUGCCACAUCCCUGGAAUUAAGUCUAUUUGGCAUGAAUCAAAAAUACCAAAUGGAGACUAUUUGCAGUAUCACAACAGAUUCUAGAUCUUCAACAGAUGCAGAAAGUAGCGUUAAAUUUACAACUGGUGUUAGAAAUGGCGAUGGUACUUCAAGGGUUUCUUCUCCAACGCCAUAUAGUUAUCCUAGAACCCCAAUUACAAGGCUGCCACAUGCGACGACGAAAUCAACCAGUAGGAUGCCACCAUCCAAAAGGAUCGAUUUUACUCUUAAGACUCUUUCUGUCAAACAAACUUAUCCAGCAACUCCCUACAAAACUGUUCAUUCAACACCACAUUCAACAGCCCACAAGACACCUUUCUCUACUGCACACAAAACUCCUCACAAGACUCCAUUCUCUACAGUGCAUUCCACACCUCAUUCAACAGCUCAUAAGACUCCUUUCUCCACAGCGCACAAGACUCCAUUUGUUACAGUAUUCAAAACUCCAUUCUCUACUGCACACUCCACACCUCACUCCACAUUCAACAAAGUUCGCUACUCCGCAUUCGACAUUUCACUCCACUCCGCAUUCCACCCCUCAUUCCACUGCUCAUUCUACUCCUCACUCUACUCCACAUUCGACAGCGCAUUCAACACCUCAUUCCACUCCACACUCAACAGCGCAUUCGACAGCUCAUUCGACACCUCAUUCGACACCACAUUCAACACCACAUUCAACUGCUCACUCCACUCCUCAUUCUACUCCACAUUCAACACCUCAUUCUACACCUCAUUCGACAGCACAUUCCACACCACACUCAACACCAAUCUACACUAUUUCUCCUUCAAGAUCAAUCGCUCUUCCAAUCAGUGUAAGAAGUGUUGA